This is a messenger RNA of Megalobrama amblycephala (Wuchang bream), 4613 nucleotides long. It is a transcript of the gene smcr8a, whose product is annotated as Smith-Magenis syndrome chromosome region, candidate 8a. The transcript has 2 exons. The record is from RefSeq and is a predicted model, not a curated record. Lineage: Eukaryota; Metazoa; Chordata; Actinopteri; Cypriniformes; Xenocyprididae. Gene Ontology annotation, cellular component: guanyl-nucleotide exchange factor complex. Gene Ontology annotation, molecular function: GTPase activator activity. The coding region runs from base 367 to 2940 and encodes 857 amino acids.
GGCUGCUUUCAGAGGAUGUCAGUGUAGUGAGCGGCUGGAGCACACUGUAACAGCGGUGUUUUCGCCUAGAUAUACUACAUAGAUGGCCGAUUAUAAAUAGGUUUAUAUAAGCAGACCGAUGUGUCAGAUUUAUGGCAGGUGACGUGAAAGGUCUGUCAGGCUGGAGAGCAUCGUCUUCAAGCUCAUGCAUAGCAGAUCGUGAUCUGGCUCAGUGGACUAUAACACAGAGAGAGAGAGAGAGAGAGGAUCCUCAGUGCACAACAUGAUUUCAAAAUGAUGUCUUCGUGAAAUAGUAUGCUUUCAUCGAUGCAGAUACUGAGCAUGGAAGGAUAUUUCUGCUGAUGUCUCUCGAUAUACUCCGAGAACAUGAUUGGCUCACCAGAUGUGGUGGCUUUUACCAAAGAAGAUGACUUUGGGGACUCGUUCUUGGAUCCAUUGUCACUUCCAGAGGAGUUUUCUGUGCCUUUGUUUACUCAUACUGCCAAUGCAAAUCCAUGGACGAAGACAUCCUAUGCGAAAUUCUCGAAAGAUUUCAUACUCAUCUCUGAGUUUUCGGAGCAGGUUGGUCCACAGCCUUUGCUCACCAUUCCCAAUGAUCCCAAAGUGUGCGGGACAUUUGACCUUAACUACUUCUCGCUGCGCAUCAUGUCUGUGGACUACCAGGCAUCUUUUGUCGGACAUCCUCCUGGCAGUAACUAUCCAAAGCUCAAUUUUGUGGAGGACUCAAAAGUCGUCUUAGGUGAUUCCAAGGAAGGGGCUUUUGCCUACGUCCAUCAUCUGACGCUGUACGACUUGGAGGCUCGUGGAUUCGUACGGCCCUUUUGCAUGGCCUACAUUUCCGCAGACGAAAGGAAGAUCAUGCAGCAGUUCCAAGAACUGUCAUCCGAGUUUUCCAAGGCAUCAGAAAUUCUCAAAUCAGGAAACAGGAAAGCUUUUGCAAAUGAACUGGAAAAGAAACUGAAAGACUUGGAGUACACCAGAUCAGUGCUGCACAAAGAGGAGGAGCAGCAGAAAAUGAACAAUGGCUGUUAUUCCACACAAGCUAUUGAGAAGGCGAAUGAACUAGCAAAUAUGGAGAAGUCUAUCUAUGAACACAAAGAUCUACUGAGGCAAAUCACAUCUUAUCCUUCCAGAAAAAAGAGAGGUAUGGAUUUUGUACAAUGCGAGGCUGACACAAGUGUAUCAGAUGAUACACAAAAUAGUAAUAAUUCCAAAACUGCAGAUAAGACUGUGGAAUCUGAAAGCGAUAGCAGAAAGUCCUCUUACACGCCUCAGCUCAUCAAGGCCAAAUCUGCGAAGUGCUUUGAUAAACGCUUGAAAACAUUAGAAGAGCUCUGCGAUACCAGCUAUUUCCACCAAACUCUAGAGCAGCUAAAUGUAAUCGAGAAGUCAUUCCGAGGAGAUCUGUGCUCUAUUUAUACCAGCCAGAUUGACAAGGCUCUUCUGAGCAAACAGAGAGUUACUAGUUUUCUCUUUGAAUCCGAAUGUGACUGGGAGGACGAAGGAACCUCAAAGAACUUCAAUAUCACUUCCAACAACCCAACGAUCCCCAUUCUGAACUUAUCUGGUGAGCCGCUGAGUCUUGACUCCUACACCACCUGCAUAGAUGUAGAUCACAUUAAGCCAGGCGUGGAGUCUGUGGAAGGGCCUCCUGAAUCCAGUACAUCUGACAUCACGCAGGAAACCUCAGAGGCCGCCGACACGGAGACCAAAGGGAGUUUAAGUAGUGACAAGAGCAUCGAGGCUUUUGGAGGUGUUAGUCCUUCCAGUCUACAUUACUUUGAUGGCCUUGAAAGAAAGUGCAAGGUAUCCGUUGCAUCCUCAUUUGAAAAUACGUCCCAUUCUAUUGCAGUCCCACGUUGGUCAUCCGAUGGGAAUCUAGUCCCAAUGGAUGCAGCUUGCUGUAUUGGACAGGAUGGUUUUGUUUUUGAGGAACCUUUACCUGAGCUCGCCGAGGAGUGUUGUGGCGACACUGUUGUGAACCAAGAACCUCUUUCUCUUUUUCAAGGAGAUCCUGCCUUACAGGUAAACUACAUUCUCGAAGAGUCAGCCCUCGCAGAGAGCCCCAACACCAUGGGACUGGCUUUUUCCGAUCUAAACACUUGUGUUCUCUCAGAGGAUGUGGCAAAAAUUAAUAUCGAAGAUGCCUCUGAUAGUACAAGCUUCAUGAGCGCCUCCACCAGUUCUGACCGAGCGGUGUCUCCAUUCACUUAUGGCACUGCGUUGACGCUAAAGCAGAAGAAGAAAGCUGGUCACAGCGCUCUUCGAUUCAUCAGGCAAUAUCCAUUUGCUCAGCAAGCCAUUUUCUGCCUUCUGAGUGGCCGAACGCUUGUUAUUUUGGGGGUGGAUGAGGGCACGGUGAGGAAGCUGGUCAACGCCCUGUUCGUUUUUGUGCCCAAUCUUGGCAAGUAUGGUGAAACCAUCCAACCGUGGCUUACGACACCAUUUCAGCUGACAGACUUGCAGAGAUGGAAACUUAUUGGAUUGCAGAGAGCUGCCUCCCCGACUGGAUCCAGCAUCCUCCACUCUUUGAAUCGAUACAGCCGUUACAUUGGCAUUUUGGAUUGUGACAACAAGACCCUCCGGUGUCCACCGUACAGAGGAACACUAAUAAGCCAUUUGGCGGACCACAGGACUCAGAUCAAACGUGGCAGCACCUACUUCCUCCAUGUUCAGGGUAUGUUGACUCAGCUUACAGCUAAGGCCUUCCUUUACACAUUCUGCCAUCACAUUCACCUUCCCAUGGACAUCAACGACCAGGGCUCGGUAACAUCGCGCAGGACUAAUUUCUUGUUGCAGCUCGGCUACACUGUGGAGGAGAGUAAAAUCGUCCAGUACCUGAGUGAGCUCAUCAAGCAGCAUUACAUUCAGGGCUCCUCCAAGUGGGUCAACCAGUCUUUUUGUUUUAAUUACACCACCAGCUAUUUGUACAAAAUCUGAAUGUGUCCAGUCCACUAUCUGUUCAUCAUUAACCAACCCCGGUUAAAAUCAGGAGACCAAACGUAUUGAAUGUAAUCACUUUUUUUUUUUUUUGUUAAUAUCCUCAUGGCAUUCCAGGAAGCAGCUGGUUGAACGUCUGGUGUUCUAGAUUGUGGUCUGUUUGUUUAGUGUAAAGGUUGCAUAUUUAAAUCUAUUGCCAAACCGUUUUCCUUAAAAUUGAGAAAAUAGGUUCCUCAUAUGGUCCUAAGACCUUACAGAAGCUCUGUAAUAAUAAAAUUAAGACUCAGCAAGAUUUCACCAUCGUUCAAGCACAUGUUUUAAAGAGGGCUCUUUUAAAUGUGUUGUUACAGGCUUGUUUUCAUUAACAGCUAUAGCUACACAGGAACAACAGCAGGAGAGUCUCUAAUCACUAUUUAAUUAAUCUGGUCCCGGUAGCCUGUUUAAUAAUUAAUGCUUUUUUGCCUUCAUAAGCAAUGCAACUGUUGCUGCAUGAAAAUCACAAGCAUAAUUUCAAUGGAACUAACUUGCGUGGCAUCAGAAGGGUAUUUUACAAUACACGUUCUUUAAGUAUGCUGCUGUUUACCAUUGACCAACAGCCUUAUAAACUGCAUUAUAUGCAUUUUAAUUAGCAGAAAAAUUUGGAUCAGUCAGUUAUUAGCUUUUUGAUUCUUGCAUUCUAAGCUUGAGAUUUAUUAAUGCACUAAUUGAUUAUUAAUAUUGGAAAAACAUUCAAAUUAGCUCCUUCUGCCCUCUCUAGUGGACAAAAUCUGAGGGGAUUUUUUUUUUUUUAUAUAUAUAUAUAUAAUAUAAGGAUGAACAAAGGUUACAGACAUUGUUAAACAAACAAAAAUUGAGCCAACUGCCCUUUGUGUUUUAACGUAAUUGUGUGAUAAGGUGUAUGAAUGUACUGCAUGUAAAAUGUCACAUCGUGGAGAACUGUUACACAAUCUUCUGCAUGUUUGAAGAACACACAAAUGUAACAAUGGCAAAAUAUGGGGGCAUUUAUAGACAUCGUAUCUCAUGUGUUGUACUAUUCAGCUUUUCUAGAUAUAUUUAAAAUGGAUAUAAAUUGUCGUCCAAGUUGUGUGCAAGCAACGUCAGCAUGAGUAACUGUGUGGAUGAAGUGGCACUUCAUUCUAAUGGCUGUUGCAGUGUUGUGAAAUGAACGAUAGUGGUGGUUGUUGCCAAAACUACAUUGUCUGUAAUUGUUAUUCCCACUACUGCAUGAUUGCAGUUGUAGUCCAGAAUUACAGACCACCGCCAAUUCAUCACAAGUGUGUCUUAAUAUUAAGUUGUUUGGCUACCCAGUAAUUAUUGGCCUUUGUAACAAUUUGUCAGAGACUGAUUUUUCAGCAUUUAAUUGCAGUCUGUUGAAUGUAAAUUGAGAAUAAGCCAUACCAUUAUACACACAUUAUCUUCUAAGAAGGUUUUCUUUUUUCUGGUUUUGAACAAACCUUGUUUGCUGUAUCUGUCUAAAUCAUUCUGUUUUGCUACUGUUCAUAAAUCUAUUUGAAGACAGUAUUGUGAGCUUGUCUGGGGUGAGGUGUAAUCUUCAUGCUAAAAUAUUAAUGGAUGUUAAGUCGAGUAAAUUUUGAGGGUCAUCUGUGUGCUUUAAGUUGCUGCCCACUGUGAAAUUACUCUGCCUUCAAUUUCAUUAAAUUAUUUCUGAUUUA